Ostertagia ostertagi is the source of this 729-nucleotide messenger RNA. Lineage: Eukaryota; Metazoa; Nematoda; Chromadorea; Rhabditida; Trichostrongylidae. The record is from the annotation of a GenBank genome assembly.
AUGAGUUCCUUCUCAUAUUCGCCGGGUUCGGGCGCCAUACUUUCAUUGAAAGGGUUUGAAGUUCCUCCACAAGGAAAAGAACGAAAACCUUACACUGUUCGCUUGGACGAUAUUGCAACUAUGGACAGAUUUGAUAGUGAAAUUGAUGAAGUUGUGAAAGAACUUUUCGACGAAGUUCUGAAUAAGAUUGUUGGCUUUUUCAAGAGCGACGUCGGAACGCCUAAUUUUAAGAGUAAUGCUUCCGCCAAACUAACUCCACGAAAAUUGAUGAUGGCGAUGGUUCGAUGUAACUUUUCGGAUGUGGGCCGAAUUACUGAUGGUGUCAUUGGUCGACUCCAGCGAGAGAUCAGCAGUACCGUAGUGCUCAAACCUGGCGAAAUGAACAUUUUUGGUGUUGUUAACAAGCUCAGGAGCGAUAACGGAAAGGGAAAGCGGCUGCUUGUUGUGGAGCAAGGCGAAUCUCUCAGUCCACAAUUGUUGAAUGGACUGUUUUACUGUCUUUCUACUGUUAGUAGCAGUAUAAUAGUUCUCCUGUGCCUACGAAUGUCUACGAAACGAGCAACGUUCUUUUCUGCUAUGUCACGAAGGGUUUUGGCAUCUCUUGAUGUUAGAUGCUAUUCGAUAUCCUCGUCCGACGAGGUGUUCGAUCGCCUUGCUUCUGCUGUGCUACUCAAUCCAACCUUCACAAAUUUGAAAAUCGAACCGACAUUUGCGAGAUUUCUGAGGUGA